This is a messenger RNA of Rotaria sp. Silwood1, 678 nucleotides long. The record is from the annotation of a GenBank genome assembly. NCBI's taxonomy places the organism in Eukaryota, Metazoa, Rotifera, Eurotatoria, Philodinida, Philodinidae.
AUGGCAGCAAAAGUUGAUCAACCUAAAAUUCGUAUUUUAGUUUUACAUGGUUUUUGUGAUAGUGCACAAAAUCGUGAAUAUCAAAUGCGUACUUUAAUUCGAUCAAUGAAAGAUAUGGAAUUUAUUUUUAUAAAUGCACCAUUUUUAUUUGUUGAUUAUGGAUUUUUAAAAUCAUCAGAUAAUUCUUCAAAUGAACAACGAUAUCAAUGGAUGUCUUAUAAACCUGAAGAUCCAGUUACAAACUAUAAUUAUGAUACAAUCAGAGAAAGUAUUGAAUAUGUAAUAAACUAUAUUAAUAACAAUGGACCAUUUAAUGGUUUAUUAGGAUUUUCUCAAGGUGCAAUUGUUUGUGCUACAAUGCUUUUAAAUAUUCCUAAUUGGCCAAUACUUCCUAAUUGUAUUAAAUUUGUUAUUCUUAUUGGUUGUCCUCAAAUCAACGACGAAACAAUUAAACCAAUAUUAGAAACAUUUGAUAAACAAAAUCAAUUACUACCGUCUUUUCAUAUAUCAGGAAUGAAUGAUACUUUAAUAACACCAGAACUGAGUGAAAAAGUGUUUCAAUAUUUUAAUCCAUUAGUAGCUGAAUUUUAUAUACAUAAAGGAGGACAUUAUUGUCCAAAUGAUUCAAAUUUUAGACAAAAAUUAAGAGAUUUUAUUCAACGUUCAAUUCAUUCAUAA